Messenger RNA from Nylanderia fulva, 3762 nucleotides. RefSeq lists its product as uncharacterized. Lineage: Eukaryota; Metazoa; Arthropoda; Insecta; Hymenoptera; Formicidae. Gene Ontology annotation, molecular function: nucleic acid binding; aspartic-type endopeptidase activity. Gene Ontology annotation, biological process: DNA integration; proteolysis. The record is from RefSeq and is a predicted model, not a curated record.
AUGGAGGUGGGCACGUUGAUCGACUGCCAACGGGAGAUCCACGUCCGCAUCUCACGCUCAGUGGAAUAUUUGAGGAAGCUGGGCAACGCCAACAUUACCUCCAGUGCCGUCAGUACACGCACCCGAAUCCUCGACCAGCUUUGGACGAAAUUUGAGGCUCAGCACGACCUCAUCCGCGCUGCGCUGAAAGAAAGGUUCAGUGACAGCGAUUACUUCAAAUCAGGGUUACACGAAGAUACCGAGAACCUGUACGUAACGCAGCGGAGCACAUUGGAUGACUACGCCGAGGGAUUCGCAUCGACGCCCAUGCGUCCAGCCACCGACGUCGCAUCACGAUCUUCGCUGCCACGCAUCAAGGUACCACAGUUCUCUGGCACCUACGCAGAUUGGCCAUCCUUCAGGGAUCUUUUCCUUUCCAUUGUCGGGAACAAUGGGUCAAUCUCAAAAAUUGAGCGUCUUCAUCACCUGCGCUCAAGUGUGACCGGAGAAGCUGAAAAAUUAAUCAGAUCGUUACCUGUCAUCGGCGAUAAUUACGAUCGCGCUUGGGCGAUCUUGAGCAAACACUACGAGAAUAAAAGAGAACUCAUCCGCUCCAAUUUUGCCGCAUUCGUCAAUGUGUCCAAGAUGAAGGGAGAUACCGCCGACGAGCUGAGCCGCAUCCACAACGUCGUCACCACCGUCGUCAACGCGCAGGAGAGCAUCGGUCGCCCGAUCGACACGCACGGGAUGGACCUCUUCAAUUACUUGGUCACUGAACUCUUUGACUCAACCACCCGUCUCGAAUGGGAAUCAUCCACAUCGGGAUCCACUGAACCACCAUCACACGAGACACUUCUCGACUUCAUCGGCCGCAGAAUUCUGACGCUCAACGCCGCACGACCAAAGGGAGUCACCAAAGUUUCAGGAGAUACAACCCGAAGCGCGAGAUCCCACGUCACUAAGCACGGACCGAUAACCCCACAAUGUGCACUGUGUCGCGAGAAACACGCCCUCAUGGCCUGCCGAGACUUCAAGGCCAAGUCCUCAGCGGAACGCAGAGCCUUCGUGGAAACGCACAAGCUCUGCUACAACUGCCUGGGGAACCACUUUAUCUCACGGUGCCAAUCGAAGAAGGCCUGCCUCACUUGCAACGCACGUCACCACACGAUGUUGCACGGGGCAUCCACCACGUCUUCAUCGUCGGAGAUCAACACUCCUGCCACCGCAUCAGUUUCCACACUUGCCACGACACUAGCCGCUACACAUCAGAACGAGGAUCGAAAGGCCGUCCUCUUAGCAACUGCGCGCGUCCACAUCGCUGACAGGCAUGGAUUUCCGCACUCAGUGCGAGCUUUGCUCGAUCAGGGUUCCGAGCUAUCCAUUGUCUCCGAGACAGUGGCGCAACGCUUGCGACUACCUCGAGCGCACACGGGACUAUCCAUCUCCGGGGUCGGAGGAACCCGCCCAGGACCAAUCCGCGGCAAGAUCACGUUGAAGGUAACGUCAGACGUGACCAACGCCGAGCUCUCCGUGGUGGCUUAUAUCCUGCCGCGCCUCGUGAUGACACAGGGCCCCACCUCAAAGACGGAUAAACGCUGGCCUCAUAUCCAGGGACUUCAGCUGGCCGACCCCAACUUCCAGGACGACGACCCGGCUGAACUGCUCCUAGGAGCGGAGGUCUGCUCCUUCAUAAUUGAGGAGGGCGUACGCAAGGGCGGUCCAGAAAUGCCGAUCGCCCAGAAAACUAUCCUGGGUUGGAUUCUCUCCGGGGGAUCUGAUGCAGCAGCAACCGCGGAUCACCGACGCACGCUCCGUAUCACUGCUGAUUACGACCUCGCUGACCUGGUGCGUCGAUUCUGGGAACAGGAACAGGAGCCCACCGCUGUCACGUCUCUCACCCCCGACGAACAAGGGAGCGAGGAGCUCUUUGUGCGCAGUCACACUCGCACUGCCUCUGGGAGAUACAUGGUGAGGUUGCCGUUCUCCUCACCACCGACAAAACUGGAGGAGACUCGCAAGCCAGCGGAACGUCUUCUGAUGGCCAUGGAGAGACGCUGCAUCCAGGACCCUCGCUUUGGUGAUCUCUACCGGAGCUUCCUGCGCGAGUACGAGGACCUACAACACAUGACGAAGUUAGCCACGGCGUCGACUGACCGGCAGGGCAAGUGUUACUUACCGCAUCAUGGGGUCUUCAAGGAAUCCAGCACCACCACCAAGUUGAGAGUCGUGUUCAACGGAUCGCAGCGAACACGAGCCGGGGAAUCGCUGAACACGCACCUCCACACCGGCGCAAACCUCCUUCCGCCGCUAGCCGACGUGCUGCUCCGAUGGCGUCAACACCGCUACGUCUUCGUCGCCGACAUAGAAAAAAUGUACCGGCAGAUUCUCGUGCAUCCAGACGACUGCAGUUUCCAGACGAUCCUGUGGCGGCACUCUCCUGACGAUGAAGUGCAUGAAUACCAACUGAGGACGGUCACCUACGGCCUCAGUUGCGCUCCAUUCCUCGCCAUACGGACUCUUCAGCAACUGGCCAAGGACGAGGAAGAACAUUUUCCUCGCGGCUCGGUGGCCUUGCGACGGGAUUGUUAUGUCGACGACGUAGUCACCGGAGCAACCACGCUCGACGAAGCAAUCGUGCUUCAGGAGGAGCUACGCAACCUCUGCAAGGCGGGCGGGUUCCCGUUACGAAAAUGGGCAGCCAACCACGAAGAGAUCCUAACUGGCGUUCCUCAGGAUCAUCGUAUGCAGCAGUCCCAGCGUGCAUGGGAAGGAGAGAGUCACUCAACGCUAGGACUUCGAUGGCAUCCUCAAGAUGAUGAGUUCUCCUUCACACUGCUUCCACCGUCCGUAGAGAAAUAUACGAAGAGACGGGUUCUCUCUGAAACCGCACGGCUCUUCGAUCCAUUGGGUUGGCUCGCUCCUGUCGUCAUCCGCGCGAAGAUCCUCAUCCAAACUACGUGGCUUCAGGGGUUAGAUUGGGAUGCUCAACUGCCGCCAGCCGACGCUCAUCGUUGGCAGCAACUGCUGGGUGGCCUCCAUCUCCUCGACCGCCUGAGGAUGCCUCGCUGGCUCGGCACGGGCGAUGUGGACUCAUCGCUGCAGCUACAUGGCUUCGCCGACGCGUCCGAGCGCGGGUAUGCUGCCGCCGUGUACCUCCGCAUCGCUGGAAAAAAUGAAACGUCAGUGACACUACUAAUGGCCAAGAGCAAGGUGGCACCUGUCAGGCAAGUGACCUUGCCGAGACUCGAGCUCUGCGCCGCCGCCUUACUCACCACACUGACUCAGCAUGUGCAACGCACGCUCAACUUGGGAGAUGCACCCACGCAUCUGUGGACGGACUCGAAGGUCACGCUCCAGUGGAUCCAGGGACACGCCUCGCGAUGGAAGACCUUCGUUGCCAACCGGGUGUCUCACAUCCAGACCCUACUGCCGAACGCACUCUGGAGACAUGUGGCUGGUCGAGACAACCCUGCGGAUUGUGCAUCGAGGGGCAUUAGUCCGUUGGAAUUGGUAAAUCAUACGUUAUGGUGGACAGGACCUACCUGGUUGCUGGAGGAAGAGGCGGCAUGGCCGCUCACCGAAGUGGACACCCGAGAAGACAACCUUAUCGAGAGACGAGCCGGCAGCCUGAUGACGAGGAGCUUGGUCGUCAUGGAACCUGAGCUCCUCCUCCGCUUUUCGUCGUUGAACCACCUGCUACGAGUCACAGUAUGGUGUCGUCGCUGGCUUCGCACUGUUGCACCAACUGUCACCCUGGACAGCCACCCACCGCAGACGAAUUAG